This is a messenger RNA of Colletotrichum tamarilloi, 267 nucleotides long. RefSeq lists its product as uncharacterized. The transcript has a single exon. Lineage: Eukaryota; Fungi; Ascomycota; Sordariomycetes; Glomerellales; Glomerellaceae. Bases 1 to 267 code for a protein of 88 amino acids. The record is from RefSeq and is a predicted model, not a curated record.
AUGCAGAACCAUGACCUUCUUGAGCUGACAAGAGACCUCUGUUCACGGCCUGAAUCAGAGGCCACUGAGAUUUUUCACCGUCUACGGGCGACAGGCGACGCAUUUUAUGUCCUGAAUCUUGUCCGUACGGCAGACCUUCUGUCACAAUUUCGGCACAGCACGACGAGUAACUCUAUGGCUAGGGCUACAGGCACCUCUUGGCCGGGCGCUUGCGGAGCCAUUAUCGACCAGGCAGUCACAAAAGGGUCCUCUAAGAAAGAAAUGUAA